UUGAGCAUAAAAAUUAGUGUUUCGAAAGAAAUUCAGUAUAAAUUCCCUGUAUAAAAUACAAACAAAUCAUAUUUAAAAAAAUGUCCGACUGUGUACCAAUACACACGAUCCACAACGCCUUCGAUAUGCUUGGUGAUCCAAUACAUUUGCCAAUUACCAUCGGAAACGAGCAAUUCAUUAUCACCCAACAAGACCAACGUAGUGUUCUAGAUCGCAGAACAUGGUUUUUGAGUCGACCUGUUUACAACGCCAUUACACCAACCCCUCCUACUCAGUUUCUUCUUUGCUUCAACGAGCAGCAAAUUCUUCAACUGCUGCUGGCUAGCUUAACUGUUCGCCAACCCUUCCCAAUCGUACAACCACCUUGGGUGUUCCACUACGAGAAGCAAACCUCCACCGAUGAUCUUCCUUAUUUCGCACGCAAGAGCGAUACGAAGCGGAUGAUUGAUCGAUCUGACGCGGGGCCAGUGGUAAAACAUGUUCACUUCAUCGUCGAUCAAACCCAUCGACAGGACGCGGCAGUCAACACGAAUUCGUUGCCGACACCUCCCGAUGUGACAAUGGAAUGUGAUCCAGGGGAGGGUACAAGUGGAAACAUGGAUUCAAGUAUGGGACCUGAGAGCGCUUAUGAUCACAUCAAGAACCGGAAGAAACAAGUUAACUGGUUUUGGUGAAGGAUGUAAUGAAAUGUAUUUCCAUUCGAAAGAAAACCCUCAAUGAAAUACAAAUAUGUUAUA
Messenger RNA from Toxorhynchites rutilus septentrionalis, 737 nucleotides. RefSeq lists its product as uncharacterized. The record is from RefSeq and is a predicted model, not a curated record. The transcript is spliced from 2 exons. NCBI's taxonomy places the organism in Eukaryota, Metazoa, Arthropoda, Insecta, Diptera, Culicidae. Bases 81 to 674 code for a protein of 197 amino acids.